AUGAAUCAAAAUGACAAUGCCAACGACAAAAAACAUGACCCAAGUCACAACCCAUUGGAAGUAGUUGUAUAUCCCGAAAUAGAACCUGGAAUUAUAAGUAAGGAAAUGAUAGAAGCUGCCUACUUGGAGGAGGGUCAUAAAGGCGAAGAACUAAGACUACAUCGUAUUGAGCCCGUUGUAUACGAUCGCAUAACAUCAUUACGAUUGGAUUUUAAAAAUAUACUUCGCAUUGAUCAUUUAUGGAUGCUGCCCAACCUGACAAAAUUAGCUUUAAAUUGUAAUAAAAUCGAAACAAUUGAACAUUUGGACAUGCUUGUGAAUUUAAAGGAACUCGACUUGAGUUUCAACUAUAUUGAGCGCAUCGAAAAUUUGGACAAGCUGGUUAAUCUCGAAGUAUUGUCUCUGUUCAGCAAUCAGAUAGUAAGAAUAGAAAAUCUGGAUAACCUAGAAAAAUUGGUUAUACUUAGUAUUGGUAAUAACCUAAUUCGUUCAACGGAUGGGAUAGAACGCUUUCGCUUCUUACCUAAUUUAAAGGUUCUAAAUCUGGAAGGUAAUCCCGUUUCCCAAGAAUCAGACUUCUCUUUGAGCGACUAUGUAGCUGCUGUACUACCAAAUCUUAAGUAUUAUGAAUAUAUGAUCAUUAAGGAGGAGCAAAGAGAAAGUGCAAGGGAACGUUUUUAUCGCGAACUCCGUGAAAUAGAAACCAAUGAAGAAAUGGAAUUGCAAGCCCGUUCACAAAAACUAAAAGAAGAAGAAGAUGCCAAGCGAUUAUCACUGAGCUUCGUCGAACAUUUAAACGGGCACCAAUUAUACCAAUCGUUAUGGAAUGGCGAUGAAGACGGACGAAUCUUAAUGAUGGCCGGCGAAGCUGCUAUAGAUUUGGCAGAAGAAUAUGACAACGAUAUGUUUGAGUUAACUCAGCAAAUCUACAAGCUUGGAUUAGAAAAGUAUGAGGAGCGACAACGGGAAUUAGAACAAUUUCAGUCAAGUAUCAAACAAGGCCAUCUCGAAGUCCAACAAACGGGCCAUAAAAUACUUGAAGAAUUUUUACUGUAUAAAGACAAUUUAUUUGAAGAUGCAAUUUCAUGCCAUAAAUACAUUGAAGCACGACAGGCGCGUGGCGAUGAUGACGAAAGUGAGGAGGUUAUCAUGCAGAAAGAUAGAUUGGACCGCUUAACCAUGCAAUUCGACGACGCCGUCAACAGUGUGUGGCAACAACUGAUGAGUCAAGAAUUACACCUGCACGAGGCUACUGAAGAAACUACCAUACAUUUUCAACGAAAAAUGCAAGAAACGAUAGCAAAAUUCGUAGAGCAAGCGCAAACUUAUUUUGGUCAAUUGCGAGAUGUUGCAGUGCAUUUUUCCGAAAAUUUAAAUGAAAUUGUAUCACGCUUUAUAUCAACAAAAUUGGCAAUGCAUGAUAUUGAUAGUAUUCCAGAGCCACUUAGAAUAUGUAUCGAAGAUAGGGAAGCGAUUGGUAAUUUAGUCGCUGGAAUGAAAGAUGUGCACACCCAAAAAAUUGAUGAGCGGGAAGAUCGUCUAAUUCAAAGAAGCAAACAAUUCAUUGACAACAUGAUUAGUAAGUUGAAUAGAGAUGAGCUGGAAAGGAAUCGAGCAAAAAUUUUGGAAAUCAACACAUUUUUGGACCUUGUAACCGAAAAUUUACAAAAUCUUCAGCAAGAAGUUCGAGAUGAGAUUCAAAACAUUGAAAAUUAA
Molecule: messenger RNA, 1716 nt
Organism: Musca vetustissima
Lineage: Eukaryota; Metazoa; Arthropoda; Insecta; Diptera; Muscidae
Gene: TbCMF46
Product: dynein regulatory complex subunit 3
Exons: 6
Coding region: 1-1716 (571 amino acids)
Molecular function (GO): protein binding
Source: RefSeq, a predicted model, not a curated record